Messenger RNA from Diorhabda sublineata, 1092 nucleotides. RefSeq lists its product as uncharacterized. The transcript is spliced from 2 exons. The record is from RefSeq and is a predicted model, not a curated record. Gene Ontology annotation, molecular function: nucleic acid binding. Lineage: Eukaryota; Metazoa; Arthropoda; Insecta; Coleoptera; Chrysomelidae. The coding region runs from base 1 to 1092 and encodes 363 amino acids.
AUGAUAUUACUAGCGGAAAAACUUGCCAAGGUGCAAAGGCUAGCAGCCAUAGGCAUAACGGGAGCACAAAGAAGCACAACCCAGGCCGCACAGGAUGUACUGCUGAAUCUGAAACCACUGGAUCUGCACAUAAAAGGAUUAGCAGCUAAAAGUGCCCUCAGACUGAGGGAAACUGGGCUGUGGAAACAAUCCAACUAUGGGCACACCAGGAUACUAAGGGAGAUAGAGAAUAUGGCGGAUACAGUAGACAAAGGUGUGUUGGAACAAUGCACCGACUACACUACCGCCAAACUGACUUUUGAUAUAGACUUGAACAUCCUCAUACCAACGAGAGAAGACUGGGAAGAGAACCCAGGAACAGCCGAGCUGCGGGCAAUAGAACGAGCCGCGGAUCUAAUCCGAUGCAGAGAUGAAGCGGUGCGUGACAUCACAAUCUACACGAAUAGCCAAGCGAUUCUGAUAUUACUAUCGUCUACGACAGUGAGAUCUAGGUCAGUGGUGAGCUGUAACAAAGCCCUGUCAUGGAUUCGUGACCGAAAGGUUAGACUUUGCUGGAUACCUGGACACAGCAAUGUAGAAGGGAAACAAUUGGCAGACAAACUAGCCAAAUUAGGAACGACCAGGAGCGGGGACAAAGCGGUGGGCUUGCCACUACCACCGAUCAAAUUGCUGAGAGACGCGAUAGAUAGAACAUUAGAGGGAGAGCUUGGCAAGAGAUGGAGUAAUAGAGAUGACUGUGUUAUCUCACGCUCCUUGUGGCCGGUGUUACAGAAGAAGAAGACAACAGAACUGCUAGGCUAUGGGAAAGCCUCGAUCCGAAGGGUCGUAGCAGUGAUUACUGGUCACUGCACAGUAGGCUCUAGACUUAGGAAAAUGGGUAUCAGAACCAACGAUCUCUGUGCAGAAUGCAUUGAAGAGGAAGAGGUAAUAGAACACCUAAUGUGUCACUGCACAGCAUUGGCGUCGAAACGACUACAAUGCAUGGGGAGUGAAACAUUGGAAUGUCUAGAAGAAACAGCGGACCUGAAUCACUUCAUUGCAAACCGGAGAAGGGAGCAAGGGCCUGGCAACGGAAGAGAUAGGGAAGGGUAG